Molecule: messenger RNA, 1125 nt
Organism: Alternaria arborescens
Lineage: Eukaryota; Fungi; Ascomycota; Dothideomycetes; Pleosporales; Pleosporaceae
Exons: 3
Coding region: 1-1125 (374 amino acids)
Biological process (GO): defense response
Cellular component (GO): extracellular region
Source: RefSeq, a predicted model, not a curated record
AUGGCACAAAAGGCACCCUGGAAAGCCAAUCGGAGAAAACUGGACAUCACGCCCUUGUUAGUGACGAACCGUUGUCCCGAGACCAUCUGGCCUGGUAUCUCAACGCAGUCCGGUACAGGUCCUGCAGAGAAUGGCUUCAAGCUUGAACCUGGGGAGACGAAAAACCAGACUGUGUCAGAGGAUUGGCAGGGUCGCGUCUGGGGUAGGACGAAUUGUACGUUCAACAGUGACGGCACCGCUGCUGAAUCGGGUCGCGGAAAGGCUUGUGGAUCCGGCGACUGCAAUGGCGCCUUGAAUUGUCAAGUCGGGGGGGACGUUCCCGUCUCGCUUGCCGAGUUCACGUUGGAUGCUGGGGAUGGACAUACAUACUACGACAUCUCGCUUGUCGAUGGCUACAACGUCCCCAUGGCAAUCGUACUCCAGCCGCUCGAGAACGUCACGCUCGAUGAUAUUCCUCCGAACCUUACCAACCCAUCCUGCCAAGGCACGGAUGGACUGCUAGCUUCCCAAGGCUACAAUCCCUAUCCCGAAUACCCUGACUUCUUACGCACGAAUACCUCCUACCCAUUGCCCUUUGAUCAAAAGGUUGAUAAGAAUAAGAUCUCUAAAUGGUGUCCAUGGGAUUUGCAACAGAACCCCCCUGAGAAGCCUGGCGAUGGCGUAUAUCCGUAUCCUGACGACAACAUCCAACGGCCACAGUUCAAUCCUUGCUUCUCUGCAUGUGCAAAGAACAAUCGACCUGAAGACUGCUGUACAGGAGAAUACAACUCUGCGAGCGCGUGUAAGCCAAGCGAGUACUCCAAAAGCGUCAAGGCAGUCUGUCCUGACGCAUACAGCUUUGCGUUCGAUGAUCAGACUUCAACCUUCAUCAUCCCCUCCGGAGCUGGAUUCGAAGUGGUCUUCUGUCCCGGUGCGCGUUCGACGACGAUCCUCUCAACGAGCCGAGAGGAAAUGCUUCAGUUAGCGCAGCAAGGCAGAGUCGACAAACAAGCUACGAUGAUGAUGAAAUCCAGGAGUGAAAUGGCAAAGAGAAGUGCUGCGUCGAGGAUGUCAAAGUUAGGUGGUAAUCCAUUUGCGUUUAUUUUGGUUGUGGUGGCCGUGACAUCAGCUUCACACUUCUGGUAG